Lingula anatina is the source of this 3185-nucleotide messenger RNA. RefSeq lists its product as uncharacterized. Gene Ontology annotation, cellular component: nucleus. Gene Ontology annotation, molecular function: RNA polymerase II cis-regulatory region sequence-specific DNA binding; nuclear receptor activity; zinc ion binding. The record is from RefSeq and is a predicted model, not a curated record. Lineage: Eukaryota; Metazoa; Brachiopoda; Lingulata; Lingulida; Lingulidae. Gene Ontology annotation, biological process: regulation of transcription by RNA polymerase II.
CUGCCUUUCGUACUGCGGUCCACAUUCAUGCGAACUGCUCAGCUAGCUGGAUCAUUUAUAAGAAAUAGCUUUAAAAUUUUCUGAUUAGGUGGCCAUGUCAGAACAGGUGGCAUCAGACCCCAUAGGGAAAAGUGUCAAUGAGACUGUUUUGGGACAAUCUUCCCAAAGACUUUGCACAGUGUGUGAUGAGCCUGCUAGUGGGAUUUACUUUGGUGCCUUGGUUUGUUUAGCCUGCAAGAGUUUUUAUAUCCGCUGUACUCGUGAGGGCCAUAAAACAGACUACCGCUGUGCAGCUGUAGGGAGGUGUCUGCUAGAUAAACCCUACAGAGUGCGAUGUCAGCAGUGUCGCUUUCAGAAAUGUCUGAGUGUAGGAAUGCAUAGAAAGGAAAGGCCAGUAGCCAUAAGCCCAGAUGAAGGACAAAACUUGUGUAAAGUAUGUGGAUAUAUGGCAAAUGGAGUUCAUUUUGGUGUUGAAACAUGUGAAGGGUGCAAGAAAUUUUUUAGAAGAGGCCUAAAGGAGUGUGCAACAUAUCACUGUAAAGCUCUCAAAGAUUGUGCAAUCAAUCCUAAGAAUAGAAAUGAUUGUAGAUACUGCAGAUACCAGAAAUGUCUUGCUGUGGGAAUGUCAAGAGAUGCUAUCAAAAUGGGAAGGCCAAAGAAAUACUGUGGCAGUGGAAAUUCUCAGGAUUCUGCCUCAGCAGUGAUGGGUAAUGGCCACACAACGGAGACAACAGUUAAAAGGAUGGACUUUUCAGAACCUGUUUUUGAAUUCCAUGAGGUCACAGGAAACCAUGCAGGAGUUGGCCUAGAUCAGUCACCAGCAUUGGAUAAUAAAGGCUGCACCUCUACCGCAGAUGCGGUGACUCCCCAUCAGAAACAGAUUGCAAAGAUAUACGAAGUUCUUAAUAUAAGUGAGAAUGGCCAUCCAGCAGAUUCAGCAGAGGCCAAUGGUGCCUGUCAUAUGUGUAGUAAUACAGAUACUUCUGAAAGCAAACUGAGAGCUCUUUUAGAAGGAAAAUGUAAUGAUGAUGGCACAACACAAUCAGGCAUUCAACAGACAUUCCAAAAGGAUGGCAGUUUAGAAGAAGGUUGGAAGACGCACAUCCCCAUGCAGCAUGAAGAUGCCCCUUUUUCUGAUGACAGCAUGAGACAAGGGGCCCACACCUCCAGCAGUCCACAGGUGCUUCCGCCUAGUGGACAAGAACACUAUUGGGUUCAUAGCACACAAAGUAUUGGAGACUCUGAGGAUACUUUUUUCAGCGUGUUGCCUGUUGUAGAAAAUUUUACACACGUGGAAAUGGAAAAGUUACUGAUGAGUAUAAAUAACCAACAGCAGUCUGAAGGGGGUUACUCAGAGAGUAUCCCUGCUGAAAAAAUGAUGAAAGAUAUAUCACAGAACUCUUCAGGUGGAGUUUAUAGAGAUGAGUAUGCUUUUGAAUCUCAGGGGCAGGGCAUGUCAGUGGGUUCUUCUUUCUCCCCACCAGUCUCAGGGUGGAGGGAUGAAGCUGGAAGCAAAGAGGGGGAAUCUGCAAUUUCAGAUGAUCAUGAAAUAAUGAGUACAAUGUGUCGAUUCUUAGGCCUGUCAACACAACCAGCACAAGAGCCCCCUUUACAGACAUCAGCCUUAUAUGACACCUUGCAAAAACACAGCAAGCAAGAAGUACCAGAUGGCCAGAAUAGUUUAUCUCAAUGGACCCAAGGGCUGCUUCAUGAAAGCACCAUUAAUUUUGCUGUUAAACACUCACAAACCCAACCAUCAGAUCAUCUCAUAGAUGAGUUCUUUGAAGAGGUGGAAGCUGCACAGCAACUGCCAAAGAGCAAAACUGGUUCUUUCAGUUCAAGUGCACAAAUGUCUGGCUAUAAUCAAUUCAGCCCCUUGGAAGGAGGCAAGCGCAAACUAGAACAAGAUGAUGAAAGUAGACAUGGUCAGUGUGUCAAAAAUGCCCCACACCUUGAGUGGAAUUGGGGAUGUUUGAAUCCAACGUUUAACAGUCCAAGGCAAGAGAUGAAUAAACGAUUCUUAUGUGAGAGUUAUUGGUUUAAGACCUGCUUUUCUGAGAAUCACAAAGAAGAAAUGACGCCAGAUCUGCAACGCCUCAUUGAGAACACUGUCAGAGAGUUCCACAUAAUGGUGGAUGGUUGUGAUGAGGAUAAGCUACCCAAGACACCAGAAAAUGCUAACUAUGAUCCUGCCUGGCCUAAGAAAGGAAAGGACAUGGGCCAUUGGAAACAUGUGCAAAGGCGCAUCGUUAGGAAUACAAUGUACCAGGUGGCAUUUGCCAUGAGUUUGGAAGGUUUUAGAAAAUUCCAUAGUGAAGAUAUACUGCAGUCUCUCAAGUUUGGAGGGUUUCAAGCAAUCAUCAUAUUUGCCAGUGUCAAAUGGUUCAUGCCAGACCAGAGAAGAUUUCGUAAUUUCUGGAAUUGGACAAUUGAGCCAAAGAAUCCAAUGUAUUAUUUCAAGAUUGAACUUGUGAACAUGGGGGAACUGAUCCACAUGCUCAAUCUUGAUGAUGUGGAGAGUUCUUUGAUGUGUGCUCUGAACUUUUUAUCACCAGAUUGGCAUGGGCUUCAGAACCCAGAUCAGAUGGAAAAGGCAAGGCAGAUGUACCUGCAAGCCUUGCUGGCUCACAUUCAAGAAAAAUACUGUCAUGGCAUCAAGCGUCUUCAGAUGUUGCUUGCUCUGAUGCCUCAGCUCCGUUACCUUACAGUGUGGCACUACCAGCUCCUGAGCAGUGUGAAAGUGACCAUUCCUUCCUCUGACUCAGACAAAAAGUGAUACAGGAAAUAGUUGGAAUUUUCAUACUUAAGAAUGGCAUUCAGGACCAAAGACAUCAUAAAAAAUGUCCUGUGACACAGAUAAAAACAAUUAAGAACUCUAGUACAAACGUGAAACUGUUGCAAAUAUUUAUUACAGUAUGAUAUUAUUUGAGUUAAAUAUUUUGUUUUAGUCAGUGCAGAACUGUACUAAAAAUACUUCUAAUUCUCUGAAAACUAUUAAUACUUCAGAUAUUUUGAAUGUAUUUAUUUCUUUAUAUUGCUGCUAGUGCUAGAAAGAAGUGGAAGUUAUUAAUUUCUUUAGUCAGACCCAAUCAUUAUUCCUAUUUGCCAAAGACAUACACCCCAUUUCCAUAGAUUUUUAGAUCGAUCUAUCCCUGUGGGGAGUCUCACUAUAUUACUGUCAGCUU